Rhododendron vialii is the source of this 1002-nucleotide messenger RNA. RefSeq lists its product as uncharacterized. The record is from RefSeq and is a predicted model, not a curated record. The coding region runs from base 1 to 1002 and encodes 333 amino acids. NCBI's taxonomy places the organism in Eukaryota, Viridiplantae, Streptophyta, Magnoliopsida, Ericales, Ericaceae. The transcript is spliced from 4 exons.
AUGACAGAGGAUUGCGAGAUGUUUAAGCAGCACCUCGAUGACCUAGUCUCUCGUGGUUAUCUGAAGGAAUUCAUUCAAGAGGAACCCAAGGGUGCUGAAAAAGCAAUGGAGUUGGAUUACGAGCAAAAUUCAAGGGGCGUAAUCCAUAUGAUACAUGGACUGGCCGUAGCUUAUACGAGAAAUAAGGCGGACCUGAUGCAGUCAAUAACUCCAUUGGUCGGAUUCAGUGCAGGAGCAGUCUGGCCAUUGGCCAAAGUAACUCUGCCUGUUAGGGUUGGAACAGUAGUGCUGCGAACCGAUUUCCUGGUGGUAGAUGUGCCAUCUUCUUAUAACGCGAUUAUAGGAAGAACGUGGUCACACAAGAUGAGGGCACCUAAAGCAAAGUUGGUCCAAGCCAUCGAGGUUCCAUACCAGCCAACCAUCGAGGAUGUCGAAGGGGACCCCGCCGAGAAAGUGGUGGAAGGCUUGAAAAAAAUUCAGAUCAAUGAGAUUGAUCCAGAAAGGUAUUUUCUGAUUGGGGAAAGCCUGAACAAACAAGAAAAAAAGUUGGUGGCAUUCCUCAAGGAUCACAUUGAUGUGUUUGCUUGGGUACCUGAAGAGAUGCCUGGGGUGGAUGCAAACGUAAUUUGUCACCACUUGAAUGUGGAUCCACAGCAUAAACGGGUGAUGCAAAAAAAGAGAAGAUCAACCGUACAACACGUAGACAUUGUUAUCGAGGAGUUUGACUGCUUGCUAGAAGUAAAAGCCAUACGAGAAGUUUACUACCUAGAGUGGUUGUCCAACAAUGUGGAUAUCAUCAGAUUGUCAUGUACGGGCCCGAUCAAGAGAAGACUUCCUUUAUUACGUCGAGAGGAUUGUAUUUGUUACCGUGUCAUGCCUUUUGGUUUGAGGAACGCCGGAGAAACUUACCAGAGGCUGACAACGAUUAUGCUGAAAAAGUUGCUCGGUAAAACUAUGAAGGUUUACAUAGAUGAUAUGGUGGUCAAGAGCAAAGAGAGGUAG